GCGAAACCGGCGUGCGCUAGGACCGCGCCGCGCCGCCCUUAGCCGUUAUAUAUAAGGCCGCGCUCCGGCCCCACGCGGAACCCGUGGCUCCAAGCCUUCCCCGGCGUUCCGACCCGAAGCCGGACCCGAGGCCAGCCCCGAGGCCAGUCCGGCCGCAGCGCAGCCGAGGCCAGCGCGGGGCCUGCGAGGGACGGGCGCCCGGGGCCCCCGCCGCGGGCACCAUGGGCGCUGCCCACUCCGCGUCCGAGGAGGUGCGGGAGCUCGAGGGCAAGACCGGCUUCUCAUCGGAUCAGAUCGAGCAGCUCCAUCGGAGAUUCAAGCAGCUGAGUGGAGAUCAGCCUACCAUUCGCAAGGAGAACUUCAACAAUGUCCCGGACCUGGAGCUCAACCCCAUCCGAUCCAAAAUUGUUCGUGCCUUCUUCGACAACAGGAACCUGCGCAAGGGACCCAGUGGCCUGGCUGAUGAGAUCAAUUUUGAGGACUUUCUGACCAUCAUGUCCUACUUCCGGCCCAUCGACACGACCAUGGGCGAGGAGCAGGUGGAGCUGUCCCGGAAGGAGAAGCUGAGAUGUGCGUGCCUCCAAGUCCCCUUACUCACACGUGGCCAGGUUCUGUUCCACAUGUACGACUCGGACAGCGACGGGCGCAUCACCUUGGAAGAGUAUCGAAAUGUGGUCGAGGAGCUGCUGUCGGGAAACCCCCACAUCGAGAAGGAGUCUGCUCGCUCCAUCGCUGACGGGGCCAUGAUGGAGGCGGCCAGCGUGUGCGUGGGGCAGAUGGAGCCUGAUCAGGUAUAUGAGGGGAUCACCUUCGAGGACUUCCUGAAGAUCUGGCAGGGGAUCGACAUUGAGACCAAGAUGCACGUCCGCUUCCUUAACAUGGAGACCAUGGCCCUCUGCCACUGAGCCGCCGCUGCCUCCACGGAGGAACUGCACUUUGCACUGGGGCCACCUCCCCACGAUGCUGGAGCAGCCCAGGCCAGGCCAACGGCCUCUCCCUACAGCCCUGGUGCAUAGCUAAGGCUCGUCCGCUCACCAUGUGUCUUGUAGGGUAUGGUAUGUGGGACUUUGCUGUUUUUAUCUCUAAUAAAAAAAAAAAAAAAAGGUUUGUUAAUGAA
Callithrix jacchus (white-tufted-ear marmoset) is the source of this 1117-nucleotide messenger RNA. It is a transcript of the gene TESC, whose product is annotated as tescalcin. The record is from RefSeq and is a predicted model, not a curated record. Gene Ontology annotation, molecular function: calcium ion binding. NCBI's taxonomy places the organism in Eukaryota, Metazoa, Chordata, Mammalia, Primates, Cebidae.